AUGAUAUCACUAGAUUAUAGCCAAUAUCCAAAUGAACCAAUACAAGAUGUACAUUCUAACAAUUCUAGCGAUUCAGCAGCAAAACUACUAAGGUCCUCAAUAACAAACAACGAUAUUACUAGCAUAACAAGUGCCAAUUUAACACCUGAUAAUAUAACAUCUUCCGUAGCUGCAAACAAUAAGGAUAACAGAAAUAAAUCGGCUUAUCAAAAUCCUUUGCAGAAUACCAAACAGAUAAACACAAACAAACGUAACUCAGUGACCUUCAAUGAUAGUGGUCAAAACCCAGUUGGUAACAUUAAUAAUAUGGCAUUUAUAGCUAAUACACAGACCACCAAAAAUAAUAAAAAUUCAUUGUCAAAUCUAAACAGUAAUAACAUUGGAAAAAGUUUUGAAGACUACAACCAAUUCGAAAAAGACAAUGAAUUAAGCUUGAAUCCAUAUAGUUUAGCGCCCAGUACCAUACCACCCUUUGCACUUGAGGCAAAUUUUAAUAAACUUCAACUUAAAAACCCACAAAGGAUAUCGGAUGCCGAUAUGUUGAAUAGAAUAGAUCCAAGAAUAAAGCUCAAAGACCCAUUUUUAGUCUCAAAUAAUAAUAAUGCCUGGGUUGUUUUCACUUCUAAAAUAGGUUCCAAUACUUCUUAUUCCUAUGAUAAGAAAGUUCAUUAUAAGAAAGGCGCAAAGUCAUUUGACACUUAUAAAAUAGAUAAAAAUAGGAAAAGCAACAAUGGCGUAGAACAUAAAAACAACAGCAGCAGCGGUUUUUCCGUAUCAAGAAAAUCAACGAGGGUUGCACCAACGUCGCAACCAUCAUCAUCAUCCUUAUCUUAUUCUUCAUUGUCAAAAGGCUCGUCGUCUUCUAAUGAAUGUAAUUUGGAGAAACUAGCGUCCGAAGUUUUUGUAGACUUGGAAGGUGAAUGGGGCGGUAAGAAAAGAUUAGAAGCAGUUUUAAAUGGCCCUGAUCUAGCCACACAUCAAUUUAAAAAUGAUAAAGAAAGGAGACAGUGGAAUAGUUAUGCUCAUCAAAUAAGGGAUUUAUAUUAUUCUAAUGACAAAAAGAAAAGAUCUAGUCAAAGGUUCUCCGUGGGAAAUAAAGAAAAACUACAAGAAUAUUUAAACAGACAAUUUUCGGAAAGGAAUGGUGGACGUCCGAUCUUCAAUUUUAGAAAAAAAAGAAAACUAAGACCCUAUCUAAAGAGAUUGCUUUUUGAUAACCGUUAUUUCUUGUUAAGUUUAAGACUAUCGAUUGGAGUUUUUUGUGUUGUAUCACUAGCUUUGGCUGUUAGGAUCUUUGAUAUUUCUAGGUCAGAUAUUGAAAGUAUAGAUUUCCGUUUAACACAACAACCAAGUACUAUCAUGACUAUUUGCGUCAGUACAAUUGCAUUGGCUUAUAUUAUAUAUAUUGCAUAUGAUGAAUUUACUGGUCAACCAUUAGGUUUGCGAGAUCCCCUGGGCAAAUUAAGGCUACUUUUGCUGGAUUUAUUGUUCAUUAUAUUUUCAAGUGCAAAUUUGGCAUUAUCGUUUAAUACAAUGCUUGAUCACAGAUGGGCUUGUCAUCCUUUAACUUCGCAAGAAAUAGCUACAAAAGAUGAUUUGCCAAAGAUUGGGUUUUUAUGUAGGAAGCAAAAGGCCUUAUCCUCAUUUCUUUUCGUUGUAUUAUUUUUUUGGAUAUCUACCUUUACAUUGAGUAUUGUAAGAGUAGUGAGUAGAGUUAGUGGGCAGCCUGAUUAA
Messenger RNA from Saccharomycodes ludwigii, 1734 nucleotides. RefSeq names its product phospholipase D regulator (gene SRF1). Bases 1 to 1734 code for a protein of 577 amino acids. The record is from RefSeq and is a predicted model, not a curated record. Gene Ontology annotation, biological process: positive regulation of catalytic activity. Gene Ontology annotation, cellular component: cell periphery; fungal-type vacuole. NCBI's taxonomy places the organism in Eukaryota, Fungi, Ascomycota, Saccharomycetes, Saccharomycodales, Saccharomycodaceae. The transcript has a single exon.